Verruconis gallopava is the source of this 2642-nucleotide messenger RNA. RefSeq lists its product as uncharacterized. NCBI's taxonomy places the organism in Eukaryota, Fungi, Ascomycota, Dothideomycetes, Venturiales, Sympoventuriaceae. Gene Ontology annotation, molecular function: ATP binding; protein kinase activity. Gene Ontology annotation, biological process: protein phosphorylation. The coding region runs from base 176 to 2353 and encodes 725 amino acids. The transcript is spliced from 4 exons. The record is from RefSeq and is a predicted model, not a curated record.
CUCACGCUCGCUUGACACAUAUACAAGCAAUGCAGUAACCUUCACUUUGCAGCAGCAUACAUGCACAGUCGCUUAGCAUCAACAUCGGUUCUACUAACAUACAGCCAGCAGCAGAGGGUAGACGGAAGUCCCGCUUCCGCUUUUCAUUGUUGAUUUCUUCGUUUCGGUACUCAUCAUGGCGACAGCAACGACUACGACGUCGACGUCAGAGUCAGAAAAAUAUGAGGUCUUGGAGAAAAUCGGGCAUGGAAGCUUUGGAGUCAUCCACAAAGUAAGAAGGAAAAGCGACGGCCAGAUCCUAUGCCGCAAAGAAAUAUCGUACCAACGCAUGUCGCCCAAGGAGCGGGAGCAGCUACAGGCGGAACUCAGCAUCCUGUCAAAGUUACGACACCCAAACAUUGUUGAAUACAUCGAGCGAGACCAUCGCAAGGACACCCAAGACCUGCAUCUGUACAUGGAAUAUUGUGGGAAUGGUGACCUUGGCCAGGUGAUUAAGCGACUGAAGAGCAAGAACCAGUACGCCGAAGAGGAAUUCGUCUGGAGCGUGUUUGCUCAACUCGUCACCGCGCUUUAUCGCUGCCAUUACGGCGAAGAUCCACCUGAAGCGGGUAAGAAUGUAAUGGGCCUGGGAAACACGGCGAAACCGACCAAAAUAAGAGGGAAGUCUGUGCCGUGGAUGAUACUACACCGAGACAUCAAACCUGAGAAUGUUUUCCUCGACGAACACAAUGCGGUUAAACUGGGCGACUUUGGAUUGUCAAAAAUCUUGCAGUCCCACGAUUUCGCCUCUACGUACGUUGGAACGCCGUAUUACAUGUCACCAGAGAUCUGUGCUGCAGAGCGAUAUAGUCUGUACUCUGAUAUCUGGUCCUUGGGAUGUCUUCUCUACGAGCUUUGCGCGAAAGAGCCUCCAUUCAACGCGCGAACACACAUUGAACUCUUCCAUAAAAUCAAAGCUGGCCGAGUGGCUCCCAUCCCUCCUGUUUAUUCUUCGGAACUCCAAAAGGUCAUCUCCAGCUGCCUUCAGGUGAACUCCAAUGCCAGACCAUCGACAGCAGAUCUGCUUAAUCUUCCAGUGGUCAAGCUCAUGCGCAAAGAACAAGAAGUUGUUCUUUUCGCACAAAAGCUGAACAAAGAGAAGAUCAACAUGGAACGAAAGAUGAAAGAGCUUGAGGACAGGGCCAAAAGCUUUGAAGAAGAGAAAGCCACCAUGCGCUCUGAGAUUGAUGCUCAAGUACGGCGUGAAUGGGAAGUUAAGGCUCGACUUGAGAUUGAUCGCCAAGUUCAGGCGCAAACCACUCAGCUGAGAUCACUUUUUGAGGCAGAGGUCAAUAAGCGAGUGCAGGAACAGAUUGCAUCCCGCAACCUCCCACCACGCUCUUCGACACCAAACCCGGACGGCUAUGAGCCAAAAGACGUUCCCUUACCCUUGACAGACCACGAGAGUUCAGAUUUCCCAUCACAGACCGAUCUAUCGUCUCUUUCGCUUGAUUCGCCUACGGAUGUAAAGCAACGGCCUGCGAAGCGAACUACACGCACUCCAUUUGGACGUGCACAAACUAUGUUUACUCGCGCCACAGCCCCGUCACCGAUGGACGUCCAGAUGGCGGACCCAUCACCAAUGUCCAUUGCAAGUCUGUCUUUAUCUCCGCGCAAGAACGGUAAGGGUGGGCAGAGCACGAAGCAGAGGGGCAACAUCUUUGCUGCAGCAGAGGAUCGCUGGGCUCCGACGAACGCAUCUUCGCUCCCAAGCCCAACGCUAAGCGAGGCUGAGGGUUCUGAUGCCGACGGAGAAGACGAAGAAGACGACGGGCUGCCGGCACUGCCCAGUCCAACUCGAGACCCGUUCAAGGCGGCUGCGAAGACCAAACGGCCAAGCCUUGGACGAGUGAAAACACUCCCCGCAAAUAGUAAGCGGUUGGCCAGCACUCCAAAUCUCUUUGCUCCAAAUCAAAACACGACAGCCCGCAAACCUGCCAGCGCAGUGCCUGUCGUGGCAACGAGUCCUGCGCGCAAGGGCAACGCAAACCCGACACGGCCGCGACCUACCGGAUCCAAAGUACCGAUUUCGACAGGCGAAGGCGCUAGCCCAAGAAAAGACGGCAUGCUGAAAACCGCAAUGAAGAAUCAGCUUCAAGGUCGCACCCUGGUCGAGCUCGCACAGGCCAGAGUAGCACCCGUUUCUUCGGUUACGGAAAGAGAGUCGCUCAAGCCAGUCAGUAAAUCCGACGGAGCCACCAAGCCGCCUGUGAGCAUCGCCGAGAACGAUGCACCUGUGUGGGAUCCAGAGCGGGACGAAAUGCCUAGUCCGUUCCUUGUACGGACGAAGCAGCCAGCAACGAAGUCAAGGUAGUAAUUAUGAAUGAAUCGGAAGUCUGGAUGACUUGAAUGGAAUCAGGGUUGAGAAAUGCCAAUUGGAUACGCUUUCAAACACAGUUGGCGGGGGUUUUGGUCGGCGUACUCGGGCAUGGCGUGGAGUAUAUUGGUGGUUAUGUCCUGAUGUUUCCGCAUUUAGCCUUGACGGCGCACUGCUGGCUUUUCAUUUUGUCUUGUAUCAGCCAAAUAUGCUGCGUGAUAGAGUCAAUCUUCAUCUCAUUUCCUUCUUUUUUGUCGAAUAGAAGAUUCUCCAUUUUUGUCUAAAC